AUGCGUACAACCCGCAAAGUAUCCGUGUGGCCUGUGGGCCUAGUGGGAGGACGACGCUAUGAGCGCCCUAUAGUGGAAAAUGGCAGAGUUGUUGGCUGGUACACAGGUUGGCGACCUGACAGGCCGUUUGCCAUUGACAUGGCAGGAUUUGCUGUGAGUCUUCAAGUGAUUCUCUCACACCCUAAAGCUGUAUUCAAACGCCGUGGGUCUCAACCAGGUAUGCAAGAAUCAGAUUUUCUCAAACAGAUAACAACAGUGGAGGAGCUGGAACCAAAAGCAAACAACUGCACAAAGGUUCUUGUAUGGCACACUCGAACAGAAAAGGUAAAUCUAGCUAACGAGCCAAAAUAUCAUCUGGACACGGUUAAUAUUGAGGUAUGAUCUGGAGAUGUAACUAUAUGAACAUACCUCAGAAAAUGGAUGUGACCGAAGAUGUCCGAGUUCAGCCAAUUACAUUCAAGCACUGUACAAUCUACUGUGCAACAUCUUUUACCAGUCAUCUGAUGGACUUCUGUGCAGGCAAAACAGUUGUCAGAUAACCCAAUACAUACAUCAGACGGUACAAGCCAUAUGUGCUUUGUUCUAGCUUGUUUUGCAUGCAUUCCUCAACUUUCUCCCAGUUCAUUAAAUUGAUAUCCACAUUUUUGUUUUGAGAUAUUUUUAACCCCCUCCAUGGAAACUAACCCCAAAAACAGAAGGCUGAAACAUGGCUGCUGAGGAACAUUUUUAUAUAUUUUCUUGAAUUUAUCCCACUUAAACGAUGGCAAUUAUAACUUGCUUUGGACUACAAAAUGUUGAUCACUAAAACAGUGCUGUAAUGCACCUUCC
This is a messenger RNA of Alligator sinensis (Chinese alligator), 828 nucleotides long. It is a transcript of the gene B3GAT2, whose product is annotated as beta-1,3-glucuronyltransferase 2. Gene Ontology annotation, cellular component: Golgi membrane. Bases 1 to 381 code for a protein of 126 amino acids. The transcript is spliced from 3 exons. The record is from RefSeq and is a predicted model, not a curated record. Gene Ontology annotation, molecular function: galactosylgalactosylxylosylprotein 3-beta-glucuronosyltransferase activity. Gene Ontology annotation, biological process: carbohydrate metabolic process; chondroitin sulfate proteoglycan biosynthetic process. Lineage: Eukaryota; Metazoa; Chordata; Crocodylia; Alligatoridae.